AUGGGGUUCUCCAAUCUAGAGCUCGUGAUCCAAUGCGAUAAUUUCCCGUACUUUGAAGAUAACCAGACUGUCUAUGCAGAGCACAUAGCAAAAUACUAUGAAUUUAGGGUGUCGGGAAUUGACGCCACACUGGGCUAUAUCCUCAAUUCGGUUGUGGACAAGUUUCCCUGGCCCCAAUACUGGCAAAUCGACUCUCGAUUGAAGAGAGUCACGUUGGUGACCGCGGCAAACGUGACAGCUGCAGAUCGGUCAAAGUUAAUCGCAGAGACGCUCUCUGAAGCCGUGAAAAAGGAGAGCUUCGAGGUCCUCAAGGGUUGGCGUAGUGAAAACUACCCGGUCUUUGGUCCUGGAGGUGAGUAUCUAUUUGAGAUGGAGCGAAGCGCGUCACCUCUCUUCGGUAUCGUCACAUACGGCAGCCAUAUGACUGGCUACACGGAAGAUGCUGAGGGAAUGAAGAUCUGGGUUCCACGACGAUCCAAGAAUAAACAGACGUAUCCCGGUAUGCUGGACAACACCGUUGCCGGCGGCAUGGCCACAGGUGAACGGCCGUUUGAGUGUAUUGUCCGCGAGGCCUUAGAGGAAGCUUCGUUACCCGAGUCAGUUGUCCGUCCUGGUGCUAUUGCUCGCGGCUGUAUUACAUACAGCCACAUUCGAGAUGCUCGCGCCGGCGGCGAGGUCGGUCUCAGCCAGCCGGAGAUCGAGUUCGUGUAUGAUCUGAAACUUGACGCGUCGGUUACUCCCAAGCCCGGAGAUAAUGAGGUGGAUGCAUUCGAGCUGCUCUCAAUCCCGGAGCUGAAAGACGCAUUGGCUCGCGGCGAGUUCAAACCGAAUUGCUCGGUCGUUAUCAUCGAUUUUUUUAUCCGACAUGGCAUUCUGACGCCGGAGAAUGAGCCUGAUUACUUGGACAUUAUGUCUCGACUGCACCGCCGCUUGCAAUACCCGCUUGCUUCGUACCGCCAAUAA
This is a messenger RNA of Penicillium chermesinum, 963 nucleotides long. RefSeq names its product thiamine pyrophosphokinase-related protein. The record is from RefSeq and is a predicted model, not a curated record. Gene Ontology annotation, molecular function: 8-oxo-dGDP phosphatase activity. Bases 1 to 963 code for a protein of 320 amino acids. NCBI's taxonomy places the organism in Eukaryota, Fungi, Ascomycota, Eurotiomycetes, Eurotiales, Aspergillaceae. The transcript is spliced from 2 exons.